AAUGAUUCCCCAUCCUCUUUCUCCUCUUUCUUUCUUGUAAAGCUCUCUGCAGGUUUUCUACCAUUCCUGCUGUGUAGCAUCCGUCAAUCCUUUUUUAUUUACUAUUCCACCCGAGUCGCUCAUAGUCCGCGACGGUCAUGGCCAACCGAGAGGACCACCUGGCCUACGGCCAUUAUUACAACGAAGAUGGGACUCGUGGCGGUCAAGGUGAAAGUGCAAGGGGUUUUGUUGGGGAUACUUUCAAGAAGCUGAAGGAAACUUAUAAAACCCAUCAUUCGCAGCAGGGAGCGCCCAGGCCCCAGCAGCCUCAAGGCCAGCAGUCUCAGCCCCAAGGAUCCAACCAAGGAUACUACGGUGGUCAGAACUACAACGAGCAGAGCUCGUCGCAGAACGCAUACGGCCGUCCUCCUCAGCCCCAGUAUCAAGAUCCUAACAAGCCUCAGGGUAGGCCCCAGAGCAAGCCGCCCAAAGAAGAUAAGCUCUCCGGGCUGUUUGGUAAACUCCAGGGCGCUGUUGCAGAAAUCGGAAAUGAUCUCGGUCAGCGUAUAGGAACCGCACUCGACCCAGAGGCGUACGCCGAAUAUGGACAGGUAAAGCCACAGACACAGCACAGAUUCGGCAGCUUCGCCCCAGACCGACAAGGCAACGACGUUAAGUGGUAUGUGGACGGAUGUUCCUAUUUCUACGCCGUUUCGAAGGCGUUAGAAAGCGCAAGAGAAUCAAUCUGGAUCUUAGAUUGGUGGCUGUCUCCCGAGCUCUACUUGAGACGACCUCCCAAGAAGAAUGAACAAUACCGACUGGAUCGGAUGUUGCAGUCAGCAGCGCAACGUGGGGUAAAAGUCAAUAUCAUUGUGUACAAGGAAGUCACCCAGGCAUUAACUCUCUCUUCUCAUCAUACUAAGCACUGCCUUGAAGACCUUGACAAAAAUAUUGCCGUGUUCCGCCAUCCUGAUCAUCUGCCGGACCGUCAGAGUUUGGCCGAGGACAUCUCUACGUCUCUUCACAACUUGUCCUUGGAUGCGAAAAACCUCGUCCAAUUGUCAGGAGAUGCCAUCAAAAACAUCUACGGCAUGCACGACGAUGUUGUUCUCUACUGGGCACACCAUGAAAAGCUUUGCGUCAUCGAUGGCAGGAUUGCAUUCAUGGGUGGCCUAGAUAUGUGUUUUGGCCGUUGGGAUACAAACCAGCACGCACUCGCCGAUGUCCACCCGGAGGACAUCAAUGAGAGCGUGUUCCUAGGCCAAGACUAUAACAAUGCCAGGGUGCUCGAUUUCCAGGAUGUGUCCAAUUGGGAGAAGAAUCAGCUGGGUCGAAAGACAGCCUCCCGCAUGGGUUGGUCUGAUAUCUCCGUGAGCUUACACGGUCAUGUCGUGGAGGAUUUGCGGCGACACUUCAUCGAACGUUGGAACUUUAUCUACGAUACGAAGUAUGAUUCGCGCAAAGACGCGAGAUACUCCAGGCUCGCAAUGUACGGUCGACCCAGCUCGUCAAACCGCCCACAGCAGCCGGGUGUUCAGCAGCAACAGGGCGCAUCUCCCCGGCCCAGCACUAGCAGCCAAGGGGCACCUAGUUACCAGCAACCUCCGGCAUCGCCACAGCCGGGUCUUUCGGCCAAGCCCCAGGCACAGGCAACAGGUAACCAAGCCUACCAGCAAUCGGCCACCUCGCCGCAGCCUGGUCUUUCAAGCUACUUUACUGCCUCCACGGCAAAUUACCAGGCUGCCUCCAGCCCCCAGCAGCCUGCCUCUGGCGCUCCUCAGUCCACGGAUAACACCCAGAACUAUACUUACACUGGGCAAUCUUUCCCACCACCUCCUCCUGGGCCGCCACCAUCUCAGAGCCCUGUUCCAUCUCAGGGUCCAACUCAGGGCCAAAGCCAGGCAUCGUACUAUGCACCUCCUUCGACCCAAGAAUCGUCGCAUCCUCAAGCUCCGUCUCAGGGACAAAGCCAAACACCAUACUAUGCUCCCCCUCCAACCCAGGAGCAGGUGGGACAAGACCAACCACCACAAUACGCAGCCCACACUCCUCUCCCGACCCAGGAGAAACCGCACUCUCAAAAUGCAACUCAAGGACAAGGUCACGCGGGACAAGGCCAUCCACCACAAUACACCGCUUACGGUCCUCCCCCAACCCAGGAUCCGGCGCACUCUCAAGCUCCGUCUCAAGGACAAGGCCAACCACCACAGUAUGCAGCUUACGGUCCUCCCCAAACCCAGGGGUCAUCGUAUUCCCAGACGCCAACUCAGGGGCAAGCCCAGGGACAAAGCCAAGCACCAUACUUCCCUCCUCCCCCGACCCAGGAACCGGCGCACUCUCAAGCUCCAGCUCAAGGACAAGGCCAACCACCACAGUAUGCAGCCUACACUCCUCCCGCGAGCCAAGAGCCGUCGCACUCUCAGACACGUGGCAUUGAUGACCAUUAUGAGGGCACGCGCGGACACGGUGACAGAGAAAGAGGCUCGGGCCUUAUCCCCCGUCGUUUCCGAGAUGAGUUCACUCAAUACUCAAAUGUUCUUCGUGGUCAACUAGCUGGCCAAGUCCAUCAGUACCAGGAUCGUCUGAGCUCAUUCGGUCAUCCUUCUCAGCCUCGCGGCAAUAUGUGCUGUCAGAUUGUCCGUAGUUGUUCUAAGUGGAGCAAUGGCACACCUACCGAACAUUCAAUUGCCGAUGCGUAUGCUGCGAUCAUCCGGAACAGUGAACACUUUGUGUAUAUCGAGAAUCAAUUCUUCAUUACAGCUACUGGCGAGGACUCCCAAAAGCCGGUAAAGAACCAGAUCGGUGCUGCGAUCGUCGAGCGUAUUUUGCGGGCAGCGCGUGCUGGGGAGAAGUGGAAGAUGAUUGUGGUGAUUCCAUCUGUUCCCUGCUUUGCUGGUGAUCUGGCAGAUGACUCUACUCUCGGCACCCGGGCUAUUAUGGAGUUUCAGUACAACUGCAUCAACCGUGGCGGAAAGAGUAUCAUGGAGCUGGUUCAUCAGGCGGGAUACAACCCUAUGGAUUAUAUCCGCUUCUACAAUCUCCGUAAUUACGACCGUAUCAAUCUUAGCGGUCCGCUCGUGCAAGCCGAGCAGAGAAGUGGUGUCGACUAUGAAGAUGCUCGCAAGCAGCAUGAUGUCAAUGUUGUUGGGCAGGGUGGAUAUGGUCCAGGAGCCCCCGCUCCCCGGAGCGCAUUCGAUACCACGGCUCCUUUCCAGCAGUAUCAGCAGGCUGCUCGCGAGGUUCCUGGCGCCAAGACUGCCUCUGGCCGAUGGGACAGUGUCAGUUCGUGCUACAUGCUCAAUGGAGAGGAUAUCCGCAACGUCCCUUGGGAUGGCCCUCCUGAGGCCGAGAUUGACGCUUUUGUAACUGAGGAACUUUACGUUCACUCAAAGGUCAUGAUCGCCGACGACCGCGUGGUUGUUUGCGGUUCUGCCAACUUGAACGACCGGUCUCAGCUUGGUGAUCACGAUUCUGAGAUUGCUAUUAUCAUUGAGGACUAUACUCCUCUUCAGUCCACCAUGAACGGCAAGCCCUGGACAGCUAGCCGUUUUGCAGCUUCCCUGCGUCGCCAGCUGUUCCGCAAGCACCUUGGCCUUCUUCCGCCACAGGACUACCAGCGCCCCGAUGCCAACUUCGAGCCGGUUGGUGUGCCCAAUGACUUUGACUUUGACGCUCCUGAGAGUCGGCUUGUGGCAGAUCCGUUGGCGGAUACUCUUCAUAACCUGUGGAACAGCCGGGCGAACACGAACACUGAAGUCUUCCGCAAGGUGUUCCACUCUGUUCCGGAUGACUGCGUACGCAACUGGACCACGUAUAAAGAGUUCUAUGGUUACUUUUUCAACAAGGCGGACAAGCAAGCGUAUGGCGAAGAGAGGGAUGCGCCACCCGCCCGGUACCGGUAUGGACACGUUGUGCGGGAUGACUUCCCGGGCGGUCCUGAGGGGGUUCGACAAGUCAAGGAACUGCUCAGUAAGGUCAAGGGCACGCUUGUGGAGAUGCCAUUGAUGUUCUUGAUUGAAGAGGACGUUGCGAAGUCGGGAUUGGCAUUGAACGAUAUCACGGAGCCGCUUUACACAUGAUCUAGCUUAUGUCGCUUCUUGGUAUUUUGCGUGGAUUCUUUUCAUUGAGAUUCUAACUAAAUGAAUUUGGCCUUUUGCUUUUUUUGGGAUAUUAAUCCAUUCAUUCAAUCAUUGAACCAUUUAUU
This is a messenger RNA of Aspergillus pseudotamarii, 4183 nucleotides long. It is a transcript of the gene pld2, whose product is annotated as putative phospholipase D (PLD). Gene Ontology annotation, molecular function: catalytic activity. Lineage: Eukaryota; Fungi; Ascomycota; Eurotiomycetes; Eurotiales; Aspergillaceae. The transcript is spliced from 5 exons. Gene Ontology annotation, biological process: cell motility. The record is from RefSeq and is a predicted model, not a curated record. Bases 138 to 4058 code for a protein of 1306 amino acids.